AAAGGAAUGAAUAUUUAAUGUAAUGACUAUAGAUGACUAGUAAAUAGUAUAAUCACACCCAUUGUGUAAAUGUAAUGUUCAUUUAUUAUAAAAAUUCGUAGAAAUUUUCAACGAUAAUAAAAAUGAUAAAUGAUCAAAAACAAUAUUAUUUUAUUUUAAUAAUUAGAGUAGAAAGUUUAGUGUACAAUUAACCUCAUUUAUUCAUUUUUUAUAAUGAUGUCAUCAGUCAUUCAUUGAUUCAGAUUUAAAUUAUUCUGAAAGAAUGUUACAUUAAUAAAUGUUUGUACUUACAAUUGGCAUAAAUAAUUACUAAAUUGUGAAAACUGUAAUAUAAAACAUUACAAUAUAAUGAUAAUAUUAUCUCUGCUUUUUUAUUUUUGUAAUUAUGUACUUAGUCAAAAAUAUGAGGGUUGUUUUCAAAGUUCGGCAUUAGAUCCUGAUUUACCAACCCUAAUAUUAAAUCAUACUAAUUCACCAUCAAAAUGUAUAAAAGAAUGUAUUUCACGUUAUUAUAUGUUUGCUGGAUUAAUGAAUGGUCAACAAUGUUUUUGCGGUAGUAAAUAUGGUAGAAAAGGUAUAUCUACCUCUUGUAUUCUUUGUAUUACUGAUCCAAAUAAUUAUUGUGGUAAUAAAUAUGCAAUAAGUAUUUAUUCAACUGGACAAAUAGGUCCUAGUCCACCAAGAAGUGCUCAAGUAAUUCAUAAUGGAUUUAAUAGUUUACAAAUUACUUGGGAACCACCUGAUAUUAGCAAUGGAAAUAUUACAUAUUAUACUUUAAAAGCAAUGGUUGUACAAACAUUUGCUUCAAAUUCAAUACCAGCUGUAGAAAGUCAAAUUCAAGGAGGAGCUUCAAAUAGUACUAUUUUACAAGGUUUACAACCAGGCACACAGUAUAAUAUAUCAAUCACUGCAACAAAUACUCAAACAGAUAGUGAAUCUGUAUAUAUUUUGGGAUGGACUUUAAUAGGUCCACCUAAUAAACCAACAAUACCAAAAGUAAUAGAACAAACAAGUACUACUGUAACUGUUUUAUUAUCAGAAGGAAGUAGUGAAUUUGGUCCAAUUAGUGCUUAUCAAGUAUUUGUUUGCCAAUUUGGUAUAAUACCUCCAUCAGAUCCUAAUGUAACUUACUAUAAUUAUAAAAUAUCAAUGCAAGAAGGUUUAGGAUAUUAUAUUACAGGAGAAUUUGAAUCUUCAGAAUUUUAUAAAUAUAAAAAAUUUAUAGUAGGAGAUGGAAAAAUGAUUGGCACAUAUUAUAAUGCACCAUUAAAUAGUAAUAUAAUGCCACAAAUAGGUUUAAUAGUAGUUUCUAAAUUUCAAAGACAAAUACAGUAUGCUUAUUCAAAUUUAGUCAAUAAAAUAAUUAAUCAUAAUGAGAAUCAAAAUGAUAAUAUGAAUUCAAUAACAAUCAUACUUUGCAUUGCAAUUGGUCUUUUAGGAACAUUACUUAUAGCUUUAAUAGUACUCUAUCUUAUAUUACGACAACGCCAUGAAAAAAUUCAGAUGAGAAAACUUCCAGAACAACAAGAACUUACAUUACAAGGCCCAUUAUAUGAAGUUGACAAUUUAGCAUAUAUUCCAGAAGAUGUUCCUGAAAGGAUAAAUUAUUAUCAAGAAUUAAAGAAAAAAGUGUGGAUUAUACCACAAAACUUAUUGACAAUCAAUGAUACAGUAAUACGUAGAGGUCGAUUUGGUACAGUACAUACAGGUGCUAUUGAGGAAAAUGGCAAAUUUUCUACUGUAGCAAUUCAUAGUAUAGCUGAUAAAUUAUUAAAAGCAUCUGACAAAAGACAUAUGUUACGAGAAUUAGAUGUUUGUAUUAAAGUAUCUCCCAUGAAAUAUCUUGCAGAUCUUGUAGGAACAUGUGAAACACAUGAUACAUUGCAUAUUGUACUUGAAUUACCACCACAAACUUUAAAAAAUUGUCUAUUAGCUGCCAGAUCUGGAAAUAUAUUUCCUGUUGAAAAAAUUUUAUCUAUAGGAUCUAUGAUAGCAUCUGCUUUGCAGCAUCUUGAAAAUUAUAAAAUUAUACAUGAACAUCUUUGUGCACGUAGUAUAGGUCUUUCAAAUGAAUGGAUACCUAAAGUAAUGGGUCAUGGAAUAUCCAAAUAUGCUUUAGAAGAUAUGAAAUAUAUUCGAUGGACUUCUAUUGAAUGUCUUGAUAAUAAAAAAAAACAUCAACCAGCAGUAGUUUGGGCUUUUGGUGUACUUUUAUGGGAAAUGCUUAGUAUGGGUGGUACACCAUAUUCUAAUUUGUCACUUGACAGUGAAGUAGAAGAAGCAAUUGUACAAGGAGUUAGACUGCCACAAUUAUCAGAUAUUCCUGAUCCACUUUAUGAAGUUAUAUCAUCCUGUUGGAACAUUGAAAGUCAUGAAAGACCAACAUUUACAGAAUUAAUAAGAUUAGAAACCUUAAGUAUUUGUCCAAUCACUGCAAUUACAGAACCAUAUAUUCCAGAAUUAGAAUUAAAUUAACUUUUUUCAUAAACAAAUUUUUAUAUUUUUUUAUUUACAUGAUAUUAUGUGUUGUAUAUAACAAUCUUGUUGAAUAUUUUCAAAAAUUUAUUUUUAUGUAUUUUGU
Molecule: messenger RNA, 2581 nt
Organism: Apis mellifera (honey bee)
Lineage: Eukaryota; Metazoa; Arthropoda; Insecta; Hymenoptera; Apidae
Product: angiopoietin-1 receptor
Exons: 4
Coding region: 349-2475 (708 amino acids)
Biological process (GO): cell surface receptor protein tyrosine kinase signaling pathway; multicellular organism development; protein phosphorylation
Cellular component (GO): signaling receptor complex
Molecular function (GO): ATP binding; transmembrane receptor protein tyrosine kinase activity; protein binding
Source: RefSeq, a predicted model, not a curated record